Messenger RNA from Acanthochromis polyacanthus (spiny chromis), 1417 nucleotides. RefSeq names its product sesquipedalian-1-like. Bases 170 to 973 code for a protein of 267 amino acids. Gene Ontology annotation, cellular component: early endosome; trans-Golgi network; recycling endosome. Gene Ontology annotation, biological process: endosome organization; retrograde transport, endosome to Golgi; receptor recycling. Lineage: Eukaryota; Metazoa; Chordata; Actinopteri; Pomacentridae. The record is from RefSeq and is a predicted model, not a curated record. The transcript is spliced from 4 exons.
GGCAGCACUCAUUGGUCACAUUAACAGUAUUGGAGCUGUUUGUGCUUCUGUUGACGUGGAGCUGCUUCACUCCACCAGGAAGAACCACAACCGACACACACCCACCAAGGAAAUCCUCCCAGUCACACACUCCACCAAGAUUCUGCUUUGAAGACUCUGUGAUGUUGAAAUGAAGAUUGAUGAGAAAGUUCUCACCUACUUUGAAUCUUGCAACUCACCUGUGGACAAAGAAGGCUUCCUACAUAAGAAGGGGGAGAUAAAGACUUCCUAUCAGAAGCGCUGGUUCGUGCUGAAAGGGAACCUCCUCUUCUACAAGGACCGGCCGACCGACCGGGACCUGAUUGGGGUGAUUGUUCUGGAGGGCUGCACCGUCCAGCUGUGCGAGUCCGACGAGCAGUUCGCCUUCUCGUUGGUGUGGAACGAACCGGGCCUGAGGACCUACAAGUUUGCGGCAGAGGACCAGGCGAGUCAGGAGAGCUGGAUCAAAGCCCUGCUGUCGGCCAACCACAGCUACAUGUCCCUGCUGGUGAUGGACAUGGAGAAGAAGUACAGAGAUGCUUUAGGUGCGUUCGGCAGUGAACCACGCAAGACUUUCUCAAUGCCCAAUUUCAGCACAGCACAAGUAGAAUAUCCGGCCGCCUUUCUGAACACACAAGCUGCAACACUGUCUUCGUAUCCAGCACCAGCUGUGGCAGCAGCACCCAGUCCUAUGCUCCAGACUCCAAACAUCUCAUCCAAAACAGCCAGCAAGAGAUCCCCCAAACUGUGGGCCAAGAAGAGCGCUAAUGUGAUGCCUGUUAACACUGCAGCUCUGUCCAUGGGGGAGUGGUCAGCAGUCUGUUUCAGCACCAGGGAGGAAUUCAGUAAACUCCACGAUGACUUUGGAAAAGAAGUAAAGGAACUGAUUGCCGAUUGGAAAAGAGGAAACGGUGACGAAGUUGUUCAGGAAGGAAACUUAAUAGAUUUUGGAUAGUAAAUGGGAAGUUUACUCAGUUUCUUAACCUUAAUUUAAAUAACAAUGUUUGCACGACCAAGCUGUUUUGUAAAUUGUGAUAUAGUUAGAGCAGUUAUUUUUAAGAUGUAUUUUUUAUUCAGGAACAUACUGUUUCUUUUUUCUUUUCUUUUUUUACUUAUUACACCAUAGAUUUAUCCAUAAAUGAUCUAUGAUCUGCACUGUUGCCUUUUGACACUUUGUAAAGUGAUAGAAUCAUAGACACCAGCUCCAAGCUAGAUUCUUAUGUGGCUUUCUUUUUCUACUCCAGCUAGUUUAUCUUUAGUAACUGUAGUGGCAUUGGAUAUCUAAAGUCAGGGUUUUAACGUAUCUUAAUGAUGCUCCAGUAUGUUUUUCUUUCCAAUGAUUGCACAAAUGGAAAGCAAAAAGAAAUGUCGACAUGAAAUUAAAUGGUGUAAUACUGCC